This is a messenger RNA of Penicillium vulpinum, 996 nucleotides long. Its product is annotated as NAD(P)-dependent alcohol dehydrogenase. Gene Ontology annotation, biological process: alcohol metabolic process. NCBI's taxonomy places the organism in Eukaryota, Fungi, Ascomycota, Eurotiomycetes, Eurotiales, Aspergillaceae. The record is from RefSeq and is a predicted model, not a curated record. The coding region runs from base 1 to 996 and encodes 331 amino acids. Gene Ontology annotation, molecular function: alcohol dehydrogenase (NADP+) activity; zinc ion binding. The transcript has a single exon.
AUGACAAUCAAAUUCACCGUAUACAAAGGCUCCAAGGAUGGAAUCAAGCAAGCGGAGACUGAGCGGGAGAACCUCAAAGGAGACGAAGUCCUGGUACGGACCACUCAUUCGGGAGUGUGCGGCACAGACGUCCACUUCCAGACAGCAGAAAUGGGCCUUGGCCACGAGGGAACAGGUGUGGUUGAGGCAAUUGGACCGGACGCGAAGCUUUUGAAGAAAGGCGACCGUGUGGGAUGGGGCUUUGGACAUGACUGCUGUGGUCAUUGCAGACAAUGUAUGACCGGAUGGGAGACAAUGUGCCCUGAGCGAAAAAUGUAUGGGGUUGACGAUCUCGAUCAGGGAUCUUUCGGCACCCAUGCCGUGUGGCGUGAGGCCUUUUUGUUCAAGAUCCCCGACAACCUAAGCAACGAGGAUGCGGGACCCUUGAUGUGUGGUGGAUCAACUGUUUUCAACGUCCUACAUAUGGCGCAAGUUCGUCCGACCGCGCGCGUUGGCAUCGUCGGUGUAGGGGGUCUGGGACACCUGGCUAUACAGUUUGCUGCAAAGAUGGGCUGUCAAGUUGUGGCCUUCUCCGGCACAGAUAACAAGAAGGAUGAGGCGAUGAAACUGGGAGCUGGCGAGUUUUAUGUGACCAGUGGUGUGAAGGAGUUGAAGGUCAAAGCUCCUAUUGAUAAUCUCAUUGUCACGACUAGCGCUCAGCCAGAUUGGCCAAUGUACUGCAAUAUAAUGGCGCCCGGCGGUGUCAUUUCGUCUCUGUCUGUCGAUUCAAAGGAUCUCAAAAUCCCGUAUAUGCCGUUGAUCCUGAAUGGUAUUCGGAUUCAAGGAGGCCUCGUGGCUUCGAGACAGGUCCAUAGGGAUAUGCUUGAUUUUGCUGCAUACCACAAGAUCAAGCCUAUCAAUAUGACCUUCCCUUUGACGUUGGAUGGAAUUAAACAAGCUCUCAAGACAUUGGAAGAAGGAAAAAUGCGUUAUCGUGGUGUGUUGGUGGCACCCUAG